UCAGUGAAUCUGCAGUAUAUCAGACCGUUGGAUGUCUCUUAGCUCACAUGCAACACUAGGGACAGCGAUAUGACUAGGGUUUUAUCGCAUUCGCCUUGUCGUAAGGGUGGUCGCACAGGCCGAUCGGCCAUCGCGCUUCCGACAUGUCGUCUAGACAUCUAAGACGCGCUUCGGUGAAGAAAGACUGUAGGAUAGUUUCGGUACCUCUUUUAGCGGGUGGUCUCUUCCGGUUCUCACUAUCUCACGUUUUCCGACAGGUGGGAUACGUCAUGAAUGAGGUCUUGCUAGACAGGGUCGUCCUCUCGACCAUUGCUCGGAGCAAUGAUCCUACUAUUGUCGACGACGAGAAGGUUCAACUGCCUUUCUGAUAGUAUGAGGGUACGGAGAGAGAUCUCUCUACGAUGCUGUGUGUGUGGGUAGUCAUCAGUAUGAGAGAUGCUGCUACUACA
Aureobasidium subglaciale EXF-2481 is the source of this 449-nucleotide messenger RNA. RefSeq lists its product as uncharacterized. The record is from RefSeq and is a predicted model, not a curated record. Lineage: Eukaryota; Fungi; Ascomycota; Dothideomycetes; Dothideales; Saccotheciaceae. The coding region runs from base 144 to 368 and encodes 74 amino acids. The transcript is spliced from 2 exons.